AUGGCUGCAACUGCUUUCGUCUCUGGUGCUACUGGAUUUAUCGCUCAACACAUUGUUAAACAAUUACUUGAGAAAGGAUACAAUGUUGUUGGUUCGGUAAGAUCUGAAUCUAAAGGAGAAAACUUAAAGAAGAACUUUGGUUCAAACUUCUCUUAUGAGAUCGUUGAAGAUUUGGAAACGGUCGGUGCAUUUGACAGAGCUUUGAAGAGACACCCAGAAGUGACUGUGUUCCUCCACACAGCUUCCCCUGUUGCGUUCCAAGCUGAGGAUAAUGAAAAGGAUAUAAUCUUACCUGCUAUUAAUGGUACAGUCAACGUAUUGAAGGCAAUCAAGUCAUCAGCUCCACAAGUAAAGAAGGUUAUCAUUACUUCUUCUGUUGUUACACAAAUUGAUGGGGAUGAACUCAAUUCGGCUGCUUCAGAAGACACAUGGAAUAGUAUUUCAUACGAGCGUGCUAAGCAAGAUGGUCGUGCUGCUUAUGUUGGCUCAAAGACCUUUGCUGAGAAGGCAGGAAUUGAAUUUGUUGAGAAAGAGAAGCCUAACUUUACUGUAUCAACUGUUCACCCUGUGAUUGUUUUUGGGCCUCAAGCAUUUGAUCUGGAAGCUAAGGGAGAAUUAAACAUCACCAAUACAUUCAUUAGUGGAUUGUUAAAUUUGAAAGCAAGCGAAGGAGCUGAGCUCCCACCAUCAGAUGGUCCUUUUGUUGAUGUCAGAGAUGUUGCUGCUGCUCAUUUGAUUGAAAUUGAAAAACCUUCCAAUGGAUUGAGAGUUCUCACUUACAGUGAAGGGUUUACCAAUCAAAAGCUUUUGAACAUAUUGAACAAGAAUUUUCCAGAAUUGGAUCUUAUCAAAGGAUCACCAACUGAGAAUUUAGUGGGGGGUGAUAAGAUCCGUGACGCUAAAUCUAGAGAAUAUUUGGGAUUGAACUAUAUUAGUUUAGAGAAAACUGUUGUUGAUACCAUCAAGCAAUUCCUUGAAGCAAAUAAAUAG
Messenger RNA from Dujonia railenensis, 990 nucleotides. NCBI's taxonomy places the organism in Eukaryota, Fungi, Ascomycota, Pichiomycetes, Serinales, Debaryomycetaceae. The record is from the annotation of a GenBank genome assembly.